CCUUCCCCCCGCCCCCACCCCUACCCCCGGGCCGGCGGGACGGGCUGUUUCCCUCCUCACCUCAGUUCACCUCCUGCAUGCCGCCGGGCGCCGCGGAGCGGGGCCGCCCGCCAUGGCUGAGGCUGCAGCGGGGAGCGCCGAAGGCGCCGAGGAGGAGCGGCGCGGCGCGGAAGAUAAUUUCUCAAUAGAUGGAAACUCGUGCAUUGCUUCUGGAGUCCCCAGCCUCAUGAAUCCAGUAACUAAGCCUGCUACAACCACCUCUUUCAACACUUCUGUGGCUGAGAUUCCAAGGAAGCGCAAAGGAAGUGAUUCGGAUAACCAGGAUACAGUUGAAGUUGAUGGUGAUCCUCAGAAAAGGAGUGAAGAUGAAGAACAUGUUAAAAUAAAAGAUUUCAGAGAGGCUCACAGUCAAACAGAAAAACGAAGAAGAGACAAAAUGAAUAAUUUGAUAGAGGAAUUGUCAGCUAUGAUACCUCAGUGCAAUCCUAUGGCAAGAAAGCUAGACAAGCUUACAGUGUUACGAAUGGCUGUACAACACUUAAAAUCAUUAAAAGGUUCCACUAGUUCCUAUUCAGAAGUCCGGUAUAAACCUGCAUUUUUAAAGGAUGAUGAGCUCCGACAGUUAAUCCUUAGGGCUGCAGAUGGAUUCCUAUUUGUGGUUGGAUGCAACAGAGGAAGAAUUCUGUUUGUCUCAGAAUCAGUUUGCAAAAUACUCAAUUAUGAUCAGGCCAGUUUAAUUGGACAAAGUUUCUUUGAUUACUUGCAUCCAAAAGAUGUUGCAAAAGUUAAGGAGCAACUUUCUUCUUCAGAUGUCUCUCCUAGGGAGAAGCUCAUAGAUGGGAAAACUGGCUUGCAAGUACACACAGAUUUUCAAGCUGGACCAGCUCGACUGAAUUCUGGUGCUCGACGUUCCUUCUUCUGUCGGAUAAAAUGUAGUAGGACCACAGUCAAAGAAGAAAAGGAGUGCUUGCCCAACCCAAAGAAGAAAGAUCACAGAAAAUACUGUACCAUUCAUUGUACUGGGUAUAUGAAGAACUGGCCUCCUAAUGAGGUCGGAGUAGAAGAGGAAAAUGAUGUAGAAAAGGACAGUAGUAACUUUAACUGUCUUGUUGCAAUUGGGAGGUUACACCCUUAUAUUGUUCCACAAAAGAGUGGAGAGAUAAAAGUCAAGGCAACAGAAUUUGUUACACGAUUUGCCAUGGAUGGAAAAUUUGUUUAUGUAGAUCAGCGUGCAACAGCAAUUUUAGGGUAUCUGCCACAAGAGCUUCUAGGAACUUCUUGUUACGAGUACUGCCAUCAAGAUGAUCACAAUCAUCUAGCUGAAAAACAUAAAGAAGUGUUGCAGAAUAAAGAGAAAGUACUUACAAAUUCCUACAAAUUUAGAGCAAAAGAUGGAACUUUUGUUACUUUAAAGAGUCAGUGGUUUAGUUUCAUGAAUCCCUGGACCAAAGAACUGGAGUACAUUGUAUCAAACAACACUGUGGUAUUAGGUCAUAACGAGUCAGCUGGAGAACAGGUCCCCUAUGGUUCCCAGCCUGCAGAAGAUGCUGUAAAACAAUCUUUAGUAAGUGUACCUGGAAUGUCCUCUGGAACAGUUCUCGGUGCUGGAAGUAUAGGAACCGAAAUUGCAAAUGAAAUAUUAGAAUUGCAAAGGUUGCAUUCUUCACCAUCUGGAGAAUUAAGUCCAUCGCAUCUCUUGAGAAAGUCACCUUCUCCAGCUUUAACUCUAAACUGCAGCAAUGUGCCAAAUAAAGAGUUGGUUCAGUUAUGUCCUUCGGAAACAGACAUUCUAGAGACUUCAGAACAAAACCAGGGUGCUGUUCCAUUUCCCAAUAAUGAACCUCUUCUCAGUGGUAAUUCUCAGCUGGACUUUGACGCAAUAUGUGAAAAUGAUGACACUGCUAUGACGGCUCUUAUGAAUUACUUGGAGGCUGAUGGAGGACUUGGAGAUCCAGCUGAACUCGGUGAUAUACCAUGGGCUCUCUAGUUUUGCUUUUUCAAAAUCAGAAGGAAUGUGAAAUCUGUGAUGCACAACAACCGUACAUCCUCAGUACUGUAUUAUAAUUUUUUAAUGUUUCAUUUGAAUUCAUACUUACUGUCUAUAUAUUUUUGAAGACUGAAACCUUGUUCAGAGAGAGACAGUUUCUGCUGCACUAAUGGAAAAAUGCAAUAUUUUUUUCAUGAUGGGGAAACCUUGAAAUUUUAAUAUUGAACCAUCUGUAACUGGAAUGCUUAAAACACAUUACUAUAUUUUUUCUAAGAAGCUUUAACCAAAAGGUACUGUACAGUGUAUAGGAAUAUUUUUUCUUAGUUUUAAUACUUUUAUUUAUUGUUUUUGUUUCAAAUGGUAGAAAUAUUACCUAUGUUACGUUCCGUAGAGCCUACUGUACUUAGAAUUUAAGAAUAUUUAUAACUAUUAAAUUUCAUUGAAAUAAUGAUUUGCAUACACUAUAGUUGUAACAUAAGUUAUUGUAAUUCUCAAAUGAUGAAGUUUGUGACUCCUUGACCUUUUCAGAAGUGCAGUUUUUGUAAUCAAAAGUGAAAAUAAAAUAUACAGUUCUGGGAGCAAGGAUUUGAAUUAGAUCACCAUAACAAUCAGAAGAGAACAUUUUGAGAAAAAUAGCCCCUUCCCCAGCACGCAAAUAUAAGGGUAUAAGAAAAGAGCAACGAAAUCUUAAUUACUGUUUUGUACUUUUUAUAAUGUAUUAUUAGAGGAGUAGUAUGUAGAAACUAAGAAAAAUAAUGCUAUAACUGUAAUGAAGCACUUUGGUCUCGUCACAGGUUAUUUGAGAACUAGAGAAGUUUGUAUAGAUGGUCUUGGUUUCAGAUUGAGGUUAGCUCUAUCUGUUAGUGAAACAAUGAUGAAAAUCUAUAGUAUCUUACAGUCUGUUUUCUGAGAGAUUAGGGUGAUUUUCUAUUGCUUGAGUCUGUGACUUUUAAAAAUUUGUGUAAUAUAGUGCUGUCUGUAAGUAUGUACUGUAUAGGAUGAUUUUUUAUUGGGGGACAAUUUUGCAAGAAUCAGAUCCUAGUUACAGCAAAUUCCUCAAGAACAUGGCACUUAUAGGUUGCAUUAGAACAAUAUAGCAUUAAUAUAAAAAGUGAAUCUUAAUCUCUGGUAUUGCAGGUUUAGACAAAUUGUUGCAUCGAUUGUAUAUCAUAAAAGCAUAGUUUUCUGUUUGUUUGUUUUUUUAAAUUCAGGUAACGAAAGGAAAGCAUUUUAAGAUAUUUGAUACAUAUGCAUGUUCUUAAUAGCGACAUUUAAACAUAGAGCUUAUGGUAGUACCCGUCUCGUUUGUUUCAACACUAAAGGUAACACUAGGCAGCUUGUUUCAGAUCUUUUUUACAAAGGCUGAGGUGUGUGAACAAAUAGAUGCGGUAGCCGCUAGAUGUCACACUGCUCCUGUUGGCUAACUGCCCUUUUCUAGAUGAAUAUAUACUUUUGUCAUGCAUUGACUUCCUGUGCAUUGACAGAGGACCUUUUUAUCUUACAGAUACAAAUCGUUUUGCAAAUGAUUUUUUUUUUUUUUUUUUGGUGGCAUCUUGUCCAGAUUUUCUAGAACAGCUUGCUAGAUUAUUUUUUUAAGUCUAUAGAAUUUUUUUAGUAUUGAAUUUGCAUGUGAUUUCCUGCAUUCACUUGGAUUUUUUUUUACAGACAUGGGGCCAAAAUUAUCUGUUCUCUGGCUUUAUUGCAAUAAACUCUUUUGUUUUUUUCACAAAGAUUGUGAAAAAGAUUGUUGAUUUUGGGCUAUAUCGUGGAGCAAAGUGGGAAGAAUUAAACAGGCACUUUCUAGGAAUUGAUAGAAUUCUAUUUGUAUUAAUGAAAUUUGAGAAUUUCAGGUUUUGCCAUUGUAAAAUGCAUUUUUUCUUUUCUAUGCUUUUAAGUAAUAAGGUAAAAUUAAAUUCUAACUAAAACAAGAAAUACUGUAGCUAACACUGAUAAAUGAGUAAAUAAAUAACUUAAAAUUAUGCAGACUUUCCUCAACAUAGUUUCUUUUUUUUAACCAAAUUAGUUUGAAAAUGGUGCAGAUGUUAUUAUUGAAGAAGCAUGUUAAUUCUUGCACAAGAUUUAUAUAACCACUAUUUUUGGAUUCUUAUUGGAUUUCCCUAAAAAAUAAAAAUGAAAAAUAACUUUGAGUCUU
Messenger RNA from Cuculus canorus (common cuckoo), 4139 nucleotides. RefSeq names its product basic helix-loop-helix ARNT like 2 (gene BMAL2). Gene Ontology annotation, biological process: regulation of transcription by RNA polymerase II. The transcript is spliced from 17 exons. Gene Ontology annotation, cellular component: cytoplasm; transcription regulator complex; aryl hydrocarbon receptor complex. Lineage: Eukaryota; Metazoa; Chordata; Aves; Cuculiformes; Cuculidae. The record is from RefSeq and is a predicted model, not a curated record. The coding region runs from base 113 to 1987 and encodes 624 amino acids. Gene Ontology annotation, molecular function: DNA-binding transcription factor activity, RNA polymerase II-specific; protein dimerization activity; RNA polymerase II cis-regulatory region sequence-specific DNA binding.